AUGGACAACGGCACGGCCCGCCCGGGCCCUGCGCUGGGCCCCCCCGGCGGCAACCAGACCCUGGGCAAGAUGCCCCAGCCCCCUCUGGAGCUGCAGGUGGUGACCAUCCUGCUGGUGCUGCUCGUCUGCGGGGUGGGCAUCGCGGGCAACGCGAUGGUGGUGCUGGUGGUGCUCCGCACCAAGCACAUGGUGACCCCCACCAACUGCUACCUGGUGAGCCUGGCUGUGGCCGACCUCAUCGUCCUGCUGGCAGCCGGGCUGCCCAACAUUUCAGAAGUGGUGGCUUCUUGGGUGUAUGGCUAUGUCGGCUGCCUUUGCAUCACCUAUUUGCAGUACCUGGGCAUCAACAUCUCAGCCUGGUCCAUCACCGCUUUCACGGUGGAGCGCUACAUCGCUAUCUGCCACUCCAUCAAGGCGCAGCUCCUGUGCACCGUGUCCCGAGCCAAGCGCAUCAUCUCCUCCCUGUGGCUCUUCACCUCCCUCUAUUGCCUCAUGUGGUUCUUCCUGGUGGACACGUCCCAGGUCACCUUUUCGGAUGGGGCGCAGGUCAGCUGUGGCUACCGGGUCUCCAGAAACCUUUACAUGCCCAUUUAUUUCUUGGACUUUGCUGUCUUCUACAUCAUCCCGUUGGGGCUGGCAGCUGUCCUCUAUGGGCUCAUUGCCCGCAUCCUCUUCAUGAGCCCGCUGCCCGCCACGCUGCAGCACGCCUGCCUGGGCUCCACGCACCAGGGCGGCUCCCGCAACCUCCCCUGCCGGGGCAACAAGGGGGCCCUGAGCUCCCGCAAGCAGGUGACCAAAAUGCUGGCUGUCGUCGUGGUCCUCUUUGCCCUCCUGUGGAUGCCUUAUCGCACGCUGGUGGUGGUGAACUCCUUCAUGGACCCUCCGUACCUGAACAUCUGGUUCCUCCUGUUCUGUCGGAUGUGCAUUUACCUGAACAGUGCCAUCAACCCCAUCAUUUACAACCUGAUGUCCCAGAAAUUCAGGGCUGCUUUUAGAAAGUUAUGCAAGUGUGAACCGAAGAGCACUGAGAACCAUCCCCCGUACGCUGCCCCGGUGUACUACAGCGUUAUGAAGGACUAUUCUCACAACAGCUCCGAUCACAACGCUACUGAACAGGAAGAUCUCAACGGUCUCCCUGCACUGGCAAAGAAAAGCAAGCCUGCCAAAGAAGCACCAGGACCCUGAAACAACCCAGGCAGUGGGAGCUAUGUGGCUGUGUGCACUGUGUUGGGAAAGCGCCAACAGAAAUUGCUUUGGCAUUGCAGCAAGCUUAAUUUAAUACCUCUCUAGGGCAUUUAAAACAGAUUCUUACAGGCAAAAUAAUUUGCUUUUCCUUAAUGCUAAUUUAUUCUCGCUUGGUGAAGUGGUAGGCACAGGUCAAUGUUUAGCAUCUUUAAAGAAUCUACAGUUAAAAACAGCAUUGCAACGCCAUUCUGUGUUAUGUGCAAAUGCAGCUACUUGCUCAGUUGGGCCACGGUGCUGAAAGGAAAUCCAGAAAGAGAAAAGCUUGCCUGGAAAAAGCCCUUUCUACCGGACCAGUUUUUUUUAUAGGGUGGGAUUCACUCAUCCAGAUUUAGAUGCCUAUAACAUAAACUCCCAUGUGAGCUGCUCCACUAGAAUCCUGCUAUAGUUAACGGAGAUAAUUAGGUGCUUCCAGAAAGCGGCUCGUCUCACCUCAGGGUAGUCUGAGGAAGGUACCUGCCUUAGGAGAUUCCUCCUCCAGCCAAGUGACUCCCUAGAGGUGACUGUUUCUCUCCGCUGACUGUAAAGGAACCAAGCUGACCGUCUCAGAUGGAGAAUCCUGUUUGCAGGUCUGACACUGGCUGUCCUGACUCUCACCCCUGACUCUCACUUCUGGGAAUGCUGCCGUGCUGGGAGCAUGUAAACCCAGGGUCCAGACUGGCUGCAUCUGUUACAGGAAAAGCAAGAAACUAAUACUAACUGAGCGCUCCUUAAGACAGUAGUAAUAUUUCCAACAUCUUAGUCUAAUUUUUUCUGCAUAAUUUUAUCUUUUCUGCCUGAAUUCCUGCAGUUGUUCCAGUGGGACAUUGCAGCUCUGUUCCGCUCGACGCGGUGCGGCAGCACACCGCUGCUCAGGUGCCGUGCUCUGCCCCAGGUAUAGUUGCAUUACAGUGGCAGGUGAAGCAAUUUGCUUAUUUUCUGAGAAGAACUUGUGAAAAUUUGUAAAGUGUUUUGUGAUAAGUGACAGUCUAAUACAAGACACUAACAAUACACAUUGAUGUUACAAUCUAAUAAGCAUAGUGGAUGCUCAUUACCCAACACAUUCAAGAAACCAGCCCAAGGACACUUGCCCCAGACUUGCAAGAGACUAUCUCGACUAGGAGUAAAAUGUAAAAGAUUACAUGUGAACCAAAUGCUAAGGCUCUUGCCAAAUAAAAUAAAUGUCAGCCACCAGUAACCCUGAAGUGACUAAAAAAUUCUUCCCAGAACAGUUAAUUCAGCCUCACUAUUUAACGUUGUUUUUAGCGUUAAUUUAGCAUUAAAUGAUCUUACAAUUUUACUUCCA
Messenger RNA from Dromaius novaehollandiae (emu), 2527 nucleotides. RefSeq names its product thyrotropin-releasing hormone receptor-like. Gene Ontology annotation, biological process: phospholipase C-activating G protein-coupled receptor signaling pathway. The record is from RefSeq and is a predicted model, not a curated record. The transcript has 2 exons. Gene Ontology annotation, molecular function: thyrotropin-releasing hormone receptor activity. The coding region runs from base 1 to 1185 and encodes 394 amino acids. Gene Ontology annotation, cellular component: membrane. Lineage: Eukaryota; Metazoa; Chordata; Aves; Casuariiformes; Dromaiidae.